AUGACAAUAAUUAUAAUAACAAACAAACAAAGAAUAGGAAUAAGAUGUACAUUAAUAUAUAUAAUGAUGGUGAUGAUGGUGAUGGAGGUCAGUGCAAUGAAGUAUGAGGAUCACAUAGAAUUCUCAUCACAAUAUAAUAUGUUUAGACAGUUUGGUUAUAAUCAAGGUGGAUCAUACUCUGUCGAUAUACUGAUUGAUUCAUCAAUUGACGACAACAACAUCAUUGGCGGCGGUGGAAACUCAAACUUUGGCGGCGGAAACUCAACACGCACAACCACCACGCCAACACUCACAUUCUGGCUGUGCCAGGACAAUAGCUACAUGAGCUUGAUAGGCUCGUCUGGCGCCAAUGCCAUCGAGACUGAGCUGUGUGCCAAUCCGUCGGCCGGCAGGUGCGACGUGGCCGGCGCCAACAUCACACAGGACGGCUUUAGCAUCAGCGGCACAGUGAGCGCCGACAGCAUCUACCGUUUCAUCAUACUAAAGUGCAACUCAUCACUCGAGGUCGAGCUGUCGCUCAGGUACACACUCAUCAAUCCGGACGGACACCAACUGCCGCGCGGCUACCUCCAGCUGCCCUCGGUCUAUCUGGCCAUGGUGAUACUGUACGCCUUUCUGUCGUCGCAGGUGCUGAUCUAUGUGCACCGCAACAAACCAUUCACCAACAACAUACACACGGUGCUGGAGGUUGUGUUGCUGCUGCGCAUGAUCCUCAUCACGCUUGUCUACAUAUAUUGGCGCUCGGCCGACGUCAACGGCUACUUCAGUCCCGCGUUGCGCUACCUGCAGAACAUAUUCUAUGCACUGGCCGAGACAUCAUUCUUUGCAGCACUACUAUUUUUAGCCAAAGGUUGGAAGAUCACACGAGCAGUACUAUAUCCACUGGAAGUACGAACCAUUGUUAUCAUACUAUGGCUACUCAUGGCAUUGCUACUAUUCUUUAGCUUCUACAACGAUGUCUACUAUCUCCUCAGCCUUAUGAUACUCUACUUCUUCAUGAUGCCCAAGUUAUUCUCAAACUUUACCAAGAACAUUCGUGUUUUGGAGACACAAAUUGCAAUUGCCAGGACAUCAAAUCAGAAUGGAUUGGCUGUUGUAUAUUCUAUGAAGAAGAGAGCAUUCAAGUAUAUGAGGACAGCAGUUGUGUUGUAUCUUUGUGGAAUAUUGAUUGCCAACUGUAUGCGAAUAAUCAUUGUUUGGCAUCUAUAUUGGAUAACAUUCUGUUUGGCAGAGAUCAUAUCACUUAUAGCCAUCUCAUUCCUUUGGAUAAUAUUCAGACCAUUCCAAAUGAAUCCAUUGUUCAUCAACUCGAAUGUACAGGCAUUGACAUUGGAGGACUUGACUCAGAUGCGUGGCACCUUCAUGAACUUACCAGCAUAUAGUACGAUGCAGGACUUACUUAUGUCACUCACUGAACCAAACUACGACCCAACAAGUUGUAUAGUCGUUCGCAAUCCAUCAGGUUAUCCAAUUAGGUUUGGUAUACCAGAGACAGAGUUAUUG
Acytostelium subglobosum LB1 is the source of this 1503-nucleotide messenger RNA. RefSeq lists its product as hypothetical. The record is from RefSeq and is a predicted model, not a curated record. The transcript has 3 exons. NCBI's taxonomy places the organism in Eukaryota, Evosea, Eumycetozoa, Acytosteliales, Acytosteliaceae. The annotation marks the transcript as partial. Gene Ontology annotation, biological process: response to pheromone; G protein-coupled receptor signaling pathway; retrograde transport, endosome to Golgi. Gene Ontology annotation, cellular component: Golgi apparatus; membrane.